ACGCGAUUCGUUAUUCUAUCGAGUUCUUCUUUAACACUGCUUCACAGUGUUCUUCCUUAAGCAAUUCCUACAAAGAUCAAAGUUAUUCCUGAAGUCAUACUCGAAGAACUGAAAGAUGACGUGUGGCGAUUCCGUAAGAGAUUUGAGCAACAAGUUUUCGAAGUUGGAAAAAUUCGAAGGCCAAGACUUCCGCCGAUGGCAGAAGAAGAUGCACUUCCUUCUCACAACGUUGAAGGUCGUGUAUGUACUGAGCACACCUAUGCCGCAGAUCAUGGAUGACGAUACACUGGAGCAGACAAGGAAAUGGUGCAAGUGGGAGAACGAUGACUACAUUUGUCGAGGACAUAUUCUUAACGAGCAGUCAGUGUCAAGUGGAAGGGAAAAUUGGCAAUCCAAAUUUUCAAACAUCCUACCUAGUGGCUAGUAGCUUCCCAAACUUUGACUCUUACAUACUCCGGGUAGGAAAAAAUGGCUUCUCCACUAAAGGUAUUUGAAAUAAGGACCAUGCUACACUUACACCAAAAAAUAUACCCCAUUUGUACACCACAGGUUUGCACAAACAUUUCGAUGGUUUACACCGACACAAGUGUUGGUGCGUUAAUAAAAAUUCACACGGACACAAAUGUUGGUGCAUUUAACAAAAAUUAGUUUUACACCAACAUAAAGUGUUAGUGCAAAA
Cuscuta campestris is the source of this 679-nucleotide messenger RNA. The record is from the annotation of a GenBank genome assembly. NCBI's taxonomy places the organism in Eukaryota, Viridiplantae, Streptophyta, Magnoliopsida, Solanales, Convolvulaceae.